Messenger RNA from Molossus molossus (Pallas's mastiff bat), 1878 nucleotides. It is a transcript of the gene LZTS1, whose product is annotated as leucine zipper tumor suppressor 1. Lineage: Eukaryota; Metazoa; Chordata; Mammalia; Chiroptera; Molossidae. The record is from RefSeq and is a predicted model, not a curated record. Gene Ontology annotation, biological process: regulation of dendrite morphogenesis; regulation of synaptic plasticity. The coding region runs from base 16 to 1830 and encodes 604 amino acids. Gene Ontology annotation, cellular component: dendritic spine. The transcript has 3 exons.
CGGCCGCCCGGCGCCAUGGGCAGCGUCAGCAGCCUCAUCUCCGGCCACGGCUUCCACAGCAAGCACUGCCGGGCUUCCCAGUACAAGCUGCGCAAGUCUUCCCACCUCAAGAAGCUCAACCGGUACUCGGACGGGCUGCUCAGAUUCGGCUUCUCGCAGGACUCGGGUCAUGGCAAGUCCAGCUCCAAGAUGGGAAAGAGUGAAGACUUUUUCUACAUCAAAGUCAGCCAGAAGGCCCGGGGCUCCCACCACCCCGAUUACACUGCACUGUCCAGUGGAGACUUAGGGGGCCAAGCUGGGGUGGACUUUGGCCCAUCUACCCCACCCAAACUCAUGCCCUUCUCCAAUCCGCUAGAAAUGGCCUCAGAGAAGGGUGCAGCGCGGCCCACAGCCUUCAAGCCCGUGCUGCCACGAUCGGGAGCCGUCCUGCACACCUCCCCCGAGAGCGCCGGCCACCAGCUGCACGCCGCCCCUCCAGACAGGCCCAAAGAGCAGGAGCUGAAGCCCAGCCUGUGUUCCGGGGCUCUGUCUGACUCUGGCCGCAACUCCAUGUCCAGCCUGCCCACACACAGCACCAGCAGCAGCUACCAGCUGGACCCGCUGGUCACAGCCAUGGGACCUGCCAGUCGUUUCGGGGGCUCAGCCCACAACAUCACCCAGGGCAUCCUCCUCCAGGACAGCAACAUGAUGAGCCUGAAGGCCCUGUCCUUUUCUGAUGGGGGCAGCAAGCUGGCCCACCCGAGCAAGGCGGACAGGGGCUCCUCGUGCGUGCGCUCGCCCAUCUCCACAGACGAGUGCGCCAUCCAGGAGCUCGAGCAGAAGCUGCUGGAGAGGGAGGGAGAGCUGCAGCAGCUGCGGCGCAGCUUCGAGGGGCAGGAGCCGGCCCCCAGCCAGGCCUACGAGGAGCGGCCGUGGCGCUCCCAGGAGGAGCCGGAGGGCCCGGAGCCGCGCAGCAAGCUGAAGGCAGCCCCGCAGAAGAGCCAGCGCACUCAGCAGGUGCUGCAGCUGCAGGUGCUCCAGCUGCAGCAGGAGAAGCGGCAGCUGCGGCAGGAGCUCGAGAGCCUCAUGAAGGAGCAGGACCUGCUGGAGACCAAGCUGCGGUCCUACGAGAAGGAGAAGACCAGCUUCGCCCCCGCGCUGGAGGAGACCCAGUGGGAGGUGUGCCAGAAGUCAGGCGAGAUCUCUCUGCUGAAGCAGCAGCUGAAGGAAUCCCAGAUGGAGGUCAAUGCCAAGGCCAGUGAGAUCCUCAGUCUGAGGGCACAGCUGAAGGACACGCGGGGCAAGCUGGAGGGCAUGGAGCUGAAGACGCGGGAUUUGGAGAGCGCUCUGCGCACCAAGGGCCUGGAGCUGGAGGUCUGUGAGAACGAGCUGCAGCGCAAGAAGAACGAGUCAGAGCUCCUGCGGGAGAAGGUGAGCCUGCUGGAGCAGGAGCUGCAGGAGCUGCGGGCCCAGGCCACCCUGCAGCGGGACUGCGUGUCCCGGGGGCUGGGGCUGGGGCCCGCGCCGGGGGCCGCCUUCUCUGCAGACAGCCCUGCCCUGCAGCGGGAGUUAGAGCGGCUGCGGGCUGAGCUGAAGGAGCAGCGGCAAGGCCACGACCAGAUGUCCUCCGGCUUCCAGCACGAGCGGCUGGUCUGGAAGGAGGAGAAAGAGAAGGUGAUCCAGUACCAGAAGCAGCUGCAGCAGAGCUACCUGGCCAUGUACCAGCGGAACCAGCGCCUGGAGAAGGCCCUGCAGCAGCUGGCCCACAGGGACGGUGCAGGGGAGCCUUUGGAGAUUGACCUGGAAGGGGCUGACAUCCCCUAUGAGGACAUCAUAGCCACCGAGAUCUGAGAGGCCUCCUGGGAGAAGGAGAGCUGGGACCUGGCGCUGGGGGGCAGC